UGACUUCAGUCACGAACCAGAGUGUCGUCUUGUUCAGUUCUUUCAACAUCACGCGUCCUCCCUCAACCUGUUCGCAUAUACUAUACAUACAGACAGAACUGAUUGCGCCAAGUUCGAGCUGAUAUAUAUUACGUAUAUAUACAGUAUAGACACAGUCAUUUAACAACCAAGUACUUUUGAAACCAAGCCCAAAACAAAUGUUUAUAUACUAUAUUCUUCAUUAUGUUUGGCGUUAUGUUUUAGGCCGUGUGGAUAUAAAACAUUUGUCAGUGAGUAUAUAUGCCUUUCUCCGGACUCUUUGACGUGCUGAAGAAGUUUGGCUGUUUGGCAAAAGUGUAUAACGACGUCGUAUAUAUAUUAUAUAGGCUAUAUAUAUUAUAUACGAUGCCUCAAAUGAGAUGCAGCGCAGGCUGUUAUCGGCAGCUUCAUCAUAGCGCGGUCCGACCUUGUGUGUGAGGUCAAUUGCUGACUGACGAAAAACGAAUCGUAUUUACAUAUACACACGACAGACUUUGUAUAUUUGAAAGAAAGACUUUUAAGCCUUUGGCCAUUUUGCCUGCGACAUCACGUGCGACUGUGUCCCUUUCUGCUUGCCACGCGUCGUCAUUGAAGAACGAGGGACGAAGACGAGCAACAACUUAAUACUAUAUCAAGGCUGGCUUUGUUGUGAAGUGUGACAAGGCGGUAGCAGCUGAUUGCAACGGUUGUGAGAGGGCGAUGUGUUGCCGGUUUCGGAUGGCCACAUAUAGCCCCGCCACUUGCGCUUAAAUUGACAGCGACAAGUUCCAACAUCGUUUCCGGAUUUCCACUGGGAUAAAAAAAACAAAAAAAUAUAUAGUCUAUAUAGCCUAUAUAUAUAUUUUUAAAAAAAAAGGACAAGUGUCACCAGAUAUCAAGAUGAAUUGUCGCACGGCUUUCUACCCCUUGUUGAGCGUCGUUUUCAUGGCUGGCUUGGCUGGUGUGACGUGCAUCCGCGUCUCGCAUCUGAUUGUGCCCGCACAAGUCGGCCGCGGCCACGACGCUCAAUUACAUUGCCAUUUCAAUCUCGGUGGCAACAUCCUUUAUUCAGUCAAAUGGUUUAAAGGGUCUCGCGAGUUCUUCCGCAUCGGUCCCGACGGUACCCGACCUCAAGUCUUCCCUCAUCUUUCCAACAUGACUGUUGACAUCCAGCGCUCCAACGUCUCAAGUGUUUACCUCAGGAAUAUCCAGAGAAGCAACGCCGGAACGUACCGAUGCGAGGUGUCCUGCGAGGGCCCCCAUUUUGAAACGGAUUUCAGAGAAGCCAACAUGUCAGUCGUUGAUUUGCCACUCCAAGGACCCAUCAUUAUCAACGUGCAGACGAGCUACUUACCAGGAGAGCGGGUGGCGUUAAACUGCACCUCAGCUCCUUCGAAGCCAAUGGCGAUUCUUCAAUGGAGUAUCGACGGGGAACAAGUGGGCGAACCGUACGUCAAACGAUACAUUGACGGUUCGAUUGCGACGUUAGGGACCCCAUCGUCUGAAGCGAACGGCAGGCCAUCGGCAUGGCAAAACGGCCGGGAAAGUGAUGGUGAAUUGGCCGACGAUAGCGUCGCCACCGUCGGAUUGGAAUUCGUCGUCGAUUUGCCGAAACAGAUGGCCACUGGAGCGUUCGCCAUUAGACGGGUCUCGUGCACGGCCCUAGUGGGAGACAUUUAUCAAAGCGUUACGUACGCAAAUCUGUCGAUCGUUGACGGACGCUCAGCUAAGUCGAUCGCCACAGCUCGCACUCCUUCUCACCUCCUCCAUUCUUCCAAUGGAAGUUCGGCAAACGGACGGAGUUGGCAUUCGACUUGGAUCGGUCUUGUCUUUUGUUGCAUAUUUCAUCUGGUACGUCAAACGGCGGUCGAUAUUACCGCGGCCGUCCUUCGCAUAUAGUUCCUGCGUUCGGUUUCAUCAGCGUCAUUUUGAACAAAUAAAAAUCCAUCGUAUUUAUAAUUAUUAGUUAUUACUACCCACCAUAGGCAGCGCAACGCGACGCGUCCAGCAAAACCUAUCUUUAUUACGACUAUAAACAGAAGUUUUUGCGUUAACUGAUGGUGAUCUUUUAUUCAUGUAUAGAACAAAGUUGCUCUUGAUGUCCGAAAUAAACUGCUCUCCGUGCGGCCGA
Messenger RNA from Daphnia magna, 2128 nucleotides. RefSeq lists its product as uncharacterized. The record is from RefSeq and is a predicted model, not a curated record. Bases 898 to 1896 code for a protein of 332 amino acids. The transcript has 9 exons. Lineage: Eukaryota; Metazoa; Arthropoda; Branchiopoda; Diplostraca; Daphniidae.